Molecule: messenger RNA, 2559 nt
Organism: Diachasmimorpha longicaudata
Lineage: Eukaryota; Metazoa; Arthropoda; Insecta; Hymenoptera; Braconidae
Gene: Sclp
Product: leucine-rich repeat-containing protein 40
Exons: 4
Coding region: 719-1261 (180 amino acids)
Molecular function (GO): protein binding
Source: RefSeq, a predicted model, not a curated record
GGAACAUUAUUUUUCAAUGUAUGAAACCGAUUGUUUAUCUUUGUGACGAAUUAAUUUUUCAUAAAUUCCUAGAUAUCCUUUAAACCCAUCGCCUUCUAGUUUGGAAAAACAGCAAUUGUUAUUACAAAUUAAAGUUAUUCUUCGAUACAUUAGUGAUUGAAACAAAGGGCUGCAACAAUGAUUCAUUAAAUCCUUGAGGUGGCCGUACGCGGCGUAAUUUAUUGGAGUCUUGCCCAAUGACAGAAAGCAAUAUAAACUUUUACGAUUUGUCUAUGUAAAAUCGAUUUAAAAAUUUGUUUCAUUUCAUUUCCAUUGUAAACAAGGAUUGAGUCAUUUUCCAAUAUUCUGCGAUUCACUGCAUUCACUACAUUGAUAAUAACCAAUUCUUAUCUGUGGAGCUGAUAAAGUAUCGAUCGCAAAUGAAUCUUUUGUUUUUUUUUUACGAAUGACAAUUUUUACAACAAUUAGAACAACUCGGGGAGUUUUGCGAUUAGGCGUCGUAUUCGUAAUGGAAAAUUGCCGAGCGACCUCUGUUAUUCAAAUUCAAAUCGAUGAGGUGUUUAUUUUUAGCGCGCACUUAAAAUAAAUGUAAUGAAGUAGGGGGAGGAUAGAGGAGGGUAGGAGGUAGCUGAGUGCAACUCCUACGCUCUGUCGAGAGGAUUUUAAUGAUGAAAAAAAAUUUUUUUUUCUGGGAUUAAUUGAGAUAAACCGGUUGUAAAUGGCGAACGCAGUAACAAGAGUCAUUUGCCGUUGUGAGGAUGCGCAGGAGCACAAGAAUCUCGAUUUGUCUGAAUGUCAGUUGAUGCAAGUACCGGAUGCUGUAUAUCACCUCAUGCGACACACCGAAUUAAAAUCCUGUGAUUUAUCUGGUAAUGUCAUCACAAAAAUUCCCCCAAAAUUUGCUGUCAAGUUUUCCCUCAUUACCGAGUUGAAUUUGAGUCAUAAUCAAAUGAGCAAAUUACCGGAAGAGUUGGCGGAACUUCAGGAACUGGAGAGGCUCGAUAUUUCUCACAAUACAUUUAUUGCACUUCCACCGGUUACUUGCCGGAUACCACAGUUGAAACGACUCCUCGCCAAUAAUAAUUCAAUUAUUGACGUGGAUGUAGAGAGAUUGAAACGAGCUCCAGCUCUGGAAUACGUCGAUCUCCGUGAGAACACAAUUCCUCCAAAAAUCCACGACCUCCUCGUCGUAAACCUUGGAAAAUUAAAAAUCGAAUUGACCCCACGACAAGUGGAAGACUGGGAGGAUCUCAACGUUUGAUCUUCACCAAAGCAACUUCAGUUUCAUCAUGUAUAUCUUAAGACAAUGGUGAUCAGCAAGGGCGUUUUAGUCUUUGCACUCCGAAUCCAACAGAAGAAUUAUAGGAAAAGCAAUGCAAUUAUGUUGUGCAAAAGAGGAACAUCAAUCGAAAUGAGAAGAAUGGAGUUCACGGAUUUCUAAUGGCGAAUCAUCAGGACUUAUUACAGGAAUCUUCGUACUUAAAUUACGUUCGUUGCAGAAACAGAUUCUUAUCGAUAAUUACAACAAUUGAUUCGUGUCCAAGAGAUGCAAAGCAGUUUAAUAUUUCUAAGACUUCGAUUUUUCUGGUAAUGCCAGAGUGAGAGAAAAAAUUCGUCUUAAACAGGUGAAAAGGUGUUGUUUAUUCGUUUGACGAUUAAUUAUUUGGAUUAAGAGAUCUGUUCAUCACUUUCAGGAAAAAAAUAUAUUUCUCAAGAUAAAAUUACUCAGGGAAUAUUUUAGUUGCGAAUUGACGAGUCACUGUCAUAUCAACAAAUUAUUGUCAUUAAGAAUUGAGUUUUUUUUUAAGUAGUGGACAGCCGACAUAGAAAAUUCCUCCGCUUUGUUUCGCGUGAAACAAUUAUUUUUUUGAGUCAAAAGUCGCUUUCAGCAACACGAAUUGAUGUUCCUCUUUCAUUUUGUCAAUGAAAAUUGCGUAUGUUUACGAUUUUACCUAGACAUUACUUCGACAUAAAAACUAUGACUGAAGUCGUACCUGUAAUGCGACAAAAAUCAGUUUUAGCAGUUUUUUAAAAGAGAUUGGUUGAUGAUACCUUCAUAAUGAAAUAUUAACGAAUGUAACUGGAAAAAUUUGCAAUCAUUUUAACAAUGAUAAUUUAGUACAGCGUUCUCAAAGCAGUAUUACACAGCUAAUGAGAUCUCAUGUACGAUUCAAAGACGAUUUUUAACUGACUAGAUACUAACAAAUAGGCUGAUAGGUUUUAUUUUUUUGAUUAUUUUGCAUACUACACCUGUACAUAAUAGAAAUAUUUGCACUGUACAAAUAUAUUUACUACCUUGUCGUUCGUCAAUCUAGGACUGCCAAAUAUUCAAAAAUGAUGAGUAAUGUUCAUUUUUUUUACGUGAAAAUUUUGAGGUUGUUCUCUUGCAAAGAGAUAUUUUCUCUCAAAUGCUCAAUUGUUUUACGACGUAAUAUUCAAAAUUAGUUUAUUGACAUUUGUAUGACGAAUAAUAAUGAGAUGUUUCGUAUUUAACAUGUAUUCUUUAUCUAGUCAAAUUACCCAUUGGGUGCACAAAAUAUAUUUACCAAUCGAAUGAAA